This is a messenger RNA of Salmo salar (Atlantic salmon), 2065 nucleotides long. Its product is annotated as prostacyclin synthase. The record is from RefSeq and is a predicted model, not a curated record. Gene Ontology annotation, molecular function: heme binding; prostaglandin-I synthase activity; iron ion binding. NCBI's taxonomy places the organism in Eukaryota, Metazoa, Chordata, Actinopteri, Salmoniformes, Salmonidae. Gene Ontology annotation, biological process: prostaglandin biosynthetic process.
UGUUACAUUUGAGAGGCGCGCAGCAAUGUGGUACAGAGCUUGAUUUGGUCUCUGCAUGCCUCCAGAAACUCUGCAAUUGCGUCACACCCUCCGUCCACAUUAUCAGAUCAAGCAUAAAUUGGCUUUUACUACGUGAACUCUUGCGGAUAGGAAGAUGGAUUAGGAAAUAUGCAGGGUGAGGUCGGGGAACACCCUGGAACGCCGUCAUCGGAUGACAUAAAACAGCACUAUAUCAGGUGGACCCUGUCGUCUUAAAUUAGUCAUAUGUUUUCACUGCUGCGCACCAACGUGCAAGUAAAUCUGCCAAAACUACGAGCUAUGAUUUGGACGAUACUUUUGAUUGUCCAGGGCAUCCUUAUCUUAUUCAUACUUGUUUCGAAACGCUCUAGGUCAGAGAAAGAGCCACCUUUAGACAAAGGAGUUAUUCCAUGGUUAGGCCAUGCCCUUGAGUUUGGAAGAGAUGCUGCCAAGUUCCUAACCCGUAUGAAGGUGAAGCAUGGCGAUAUCUUCACGGUGCGUGUGGCUGGACGUUAUGUGACAGUGCUGCUGGACCCCAGCUCUUAUGAUGCUGUGAUAGAGGACUCUGUGUCCCUGGACUUCACACGCUAUGCACAGGUUCUCAUGGACAGGAUCUUUAGCCUGCGGCUCCCCCAUCACAACCCUGCUGUAGAGAAGGCCAUGAUGAAACAGCACUUUGAGGGGGAGAGCCUGUCAUGCCUGAGCAGCACUAUGCACUGCCAUCUCCAGUCCCUGCUGCUGCAAGCCCAGAGGCCCUGUCACAACCAGACUGACUGGAACACGGACGGGCUCUUCAGCUUCUGUUACAGUCUUCUCUUCAGGGCAGGGUACCUCACACAUUUCGAAGGGGAGCAGAAAAGUAACAGAACAGACUCCAUUGACGUUUACGCGGAGUACCGGAAGUUUGACAACCUCCUGACCAAAAUGGCCAGGACCACGCUAAAACCAGAGGAGAAGAGGACUGCCCAGAGUGUGCGGGUGCGUCUGUGGGAACUGUUGGCCCCGGCAGGGCUGGGUGAGGGCUCGGGGUCCAGCACCUGGCUGAAAUGCUACAGGCACCUCCUACAGGAGGAGGGAGCUGACGAGGAGACACAGAGGAGAGCCCUGCUGCUGCAGCUCUGGGCCACACAGGGUAACGUUGGUCCUGCUGCAUUCUGGCUCUUGGGUUUCCUGUUGACCAAUCCUGAGGCCAUGAGGGCGGUGAAGAAGGAGUUCAGAAAGAUCUCAGAGCAGGACUCAGCACAGUGUCCCCUACUGGACAGGCUACAGCACACACCUGUGUUUGACAGUGCCUUAGAGGAGACGCUGAGGCUCAGUGCUGCCCCCUUCAUUACCAGAGAGGUAGUGCAAGCAAAGACCCUGCACAUGGCCGAUGGGCAGGAGUACAAACUCAGGAGUGGGGACAGAGUGUGUCUGUUCCCGUUCAUUAGCCCUCAGAUGGACCCUGAGAUCCACCAGGAACCACAGAGAUUCAAGUAUGACCGCUUCCUCAACCAGGAAGGCUCUGUGAAGAAGGACUUCUUUAAAGGAGGGAGACGGCUCAAGUACUACACCAUGCCAUGGGGCGCGGGCACCAAUGGCUGUGUGGGCAAACGCUUUGCUAUCAGCUCAAUCAGACAAUUUGUGUACCUGGUGCUGUCUCAUCUAGAACUGGAGCUGUGUGAUCCAGAGGCUCAGAUGCCAGAGGUGAACACCAGUCGCUAUGGGUUUGGAAUGUUGCAGCCUGAAGGAGACCUGGCCAUCAGAUAUAAACCUAGACGGUCACGUUGAAGACAGAGAGGGGUGCGGAGAUCUCUCAAACCAGACAUCAAUUCAUGCUCAUUUCAAAGUGUUUGACAUAUGUCAAUAUAAAGUAUUGUAUGUAUUUUUGUACCAACACAAAUGUACAGUGUAAUGUUAUUGUGCUAUUUAUCUUGAAUUAUAAUUUAUAUAUUUCACUUUAAAGUGUUUUUGUUCUUCACUAUUUUGUUUAUACAAUAUGCUGUAUCAAUGAUUAGCUUGGCUCAAUAAAACCAGCCCCAAGUGUUUAAAGUGCUUUCCAUAUAAA